Molecule: messenger RNA, 534 nt
Organism: Nerophis lumbriciformis (worm pipefish)
Lineage: Eukaryota; Metazoa; Chordata; Actinopteri; Syngnathiformes; Syngnathidae
Source: RefSeq, a predicted model, not a curated record
AUGGGGACGCACCACCAACCCCCAUGCCCACCCCCCACCACCGCCUGCCCACCCGGCCCACAAGCCACAGCCGCUGUCCCCCGUCGGAGCAGGCGACACCCAGCUACAACCUACGCCAGAGCGCAGGGCGGAUACCCAGGCAGAGAAGCGAGGGGAAGGCUUAAGCAAGAGAACGCUGAGGAGUCACCGUGGGGCGACGCGAGAUCGAGCCCCCCCUCUCCACUCCCACGGCUGGCAGCCCAGGCAAAGGGGAGGCCACGCACUGGGAGCCACGCCAUAGAGAAAAAAUCACCGGCCACAGGGCAGGGGAAGCGCCAGGGCCCUGAUCAACCCCCGCCCCAGACCACCCGCAGCGCCCCCGCACCCACCCAGCCCUCCCCCCACCACCCGAGCACCUGCCCCGCACCACGCACAGGCGCCACACCAAGCGCCGGAGACCAGGGGAUAUCCACCCGACUGGCAACAAGCCCCACCUCAGGCCCCGCCGACGACCCCGACAACAGAUGGGCAGCGACAGCCGCCGCGGUCCCAUAG